Acanthoscelides obtectus is the source of this 1463-nucleotide messenger RNA. Lineage: Eukaryota; Metazoa; Arthropoda; Insecta; Coleoptera; Chrysomelidae. The record is from the annotation of a GenBank genome assembly.
AUGCCUACGGUUAUCCUAGGGAGCAAUCAUCGCGAUCCGCAACCUUCUACUUCUAGAGAUGCAAACAUCAUACCAAAAGAACAACGUCAGUCCACUAUUGAUGAAGUCAUCGAUGAAGUUAUAGCUCAGUUUUGUCUUAUAGAUAGUGAAAAUAAAAGCGAUGAAGAUCCUCUGCAUGAUGAACUACACUGGAUUCCUUCGACCGGCUCUCAUUUAAAAAAGUUCAUUUUUGAUUUAGAUCAUGUCGGUGUUACUACACAGAUAUCUGAGGACUUUAUUACCAAGGCACCGUAUGAUUUUUUCAAGAUAUUUCUCAGUGACGAACUUCUGGAUUUGAUUGUACUAGAGACCAAUAGAUAUGCUAGACAAUGCAAAAACAGGGUUGAAAUUACGACAUUUUUUGGAAUUGUAAGGUAUAUGGGUCUAGCAAGGUUGCCGAAAAUGACGGAUUACUGGUCCAAGAAUCCCUUAUAUAGCAAUAAGGUGUCGUGUAAAAUGUCCAGAAAUCGAUUUGAAUUACUCCUCAGAGUGCUACAUUUCAACGAUAACGAAAUUAUUGAUAAAAAUGACCGACUGGGAAAACUAAGCCCACUAUUAGAAAACUUGACCAAUAAAUUCAAAGAGGUUUACGUUCCGGAGAAAUCUGUCUGCAUAGAUGAAACACUAGUACCAUUCAGAGGCAGGCUGUCAUUCAGGCAGUAUAUCAAAAAUAAGCGGUACAAAUUCGGGAUAAAAUUGUACAAAUUAUGUUGUAAGGAUGGCUAUACAUACGAUAUCAAACACGGCAGUUGGGUUACAGGCUUUAAUGUACAUGAUAGUAAUGAAGGUCGACAUACAGUUGUCGGAGCCCAAUCGACCACAAGUUCUGAAACCCAAGUGUCAGGUGUCAUGGCGGUUAACGUGUUGAUCUCUAGCAGAAUUAAAACAUCUGCCUUAAAUAAGCCACAACCUGUUCUUAUUUUACCUUUUUUGAAUACUGAUUCUGAGGUUUGCGUGGCUAGAGCCUUAAUCCAGUAUUUAAAUAAAACAAGGGAUUUAAGAGGUUCUUGUCAAAUUCUUUUGAUUACAUCUAAAAAACCUUAUCGCCGAGCAUCACCGCAGACGAUUAGUAGUUGGAUAAAGAACGUUUUAGAAAAAAGUGGGGUGAACAUAAACCAGUUUAAGCCUCUAAGUACAAGGCACGCUGCGACGUCCCUAGCCGCUCGUGCGGGGAUUAAAAUUACAUCACAAUGGACAAGCUUAAACGACUUCAAUAUUCUACCGAAGAUAUAAAUAAAGCUGUUAACGCUGUUCAGUCAGGAAUGCCAUUUAAAGCAGCUAGCAAGUUAUACAACGUACCCAUAUCGACCCUACAGGACAAAGUAAAAGGAAGAACACUUUUAGACAAGAAAUGUGGACCAGGGACCAUACUAACCAGGGAAGAAGAAAAUUUACUGGUGGAAUGGUUAUUUCGGGUUGCAGCA